Messenger RNA from Erigeron canadensis, 1729 nucleotides. RefSeq names its product cytochrome P450 81Q32-like. The transcript is spliced from 2 exons. The record is from RefSeq and is a predicted model, not a curated record. Gene Ontology annotation, molecular function: heme binding; oxidoreductase activity, acting on paired donors, with incorporation or reduction of molecular oxygen; monooxygenase activity. Bases 92 to 1606 code for a protein of 504 amino acids. NCBI's taxonomy places the organism in Eukaryota, Viridiplantae, Streptophyta, Magnoliopsida, Asterales, Asteraceae.
UUGAAUAUCAUAUCACUGUCCUAACAUUUCAACAAAAAAUUAGUAACUUCCAACAUCAUAACACACAUACAUACACUCAUUUCUUCGACAAAUGGAGGUCCCCAGUGUAUACAUCUCCCUCAUAAUAAUCCUGUUAUUUUCCUAUCUCCUCGCCACCCAUUUUGGUCGUAAAGCAACCAACCUUCCACCAACUAUCUUCCCAUCCCUUCCCAUAAUUGGCCACCUUUACCUUUUCAAGCGACCGAUAUAUCGAACCCUAGCCAAGCUCGCUUCCAAAUAUGGUCCUAUUCUUCUUCUCCAAUUCGGCUCUCGUCGUGUUGUAGUAGUCUCAUCCCCAUCCGCGGUGGAAGAAUGUUUCACAAAAAAUGACAUCAUCUUUGCAAACCGUCCCAAAAUGCUCUUUGGAAAGAUCAUAGGCGUAAACUACACUAGUGUUGCAUGGGCAUCUUAUGGAGAUAAUUGGCGCAACCUUCGACGUAUAGCUUCGAUUGAAAUACUAUCACUCCAUCGUCUUAACGAGUUUCAUGACAUCCGUGUUGAAGAAGCCAAACUCCUAAACCGUAAAUUGCUACUUAACUCAUCGUCACAAGUGGCGGUAAAGUUGGCUUUCUAUGAACUUACAUUGAACAUCAUGAUGAUAAUGAUAUCUGGGAAGAGGUAUUUUGGUGGUGAGAACCCGGAAUUGGUGGAAGAAGGGAACCAAUUUUUGGAAAUGCUAGCUGAAACGUUUGUGCUAGCUGCGGCGACGAAUAUUGGUGAUUACUUGCCGUUUUUGAGUUGGUUUGGAGUCAAGGGUUUAGAGAAAAGGUUGAUCAAGUUACAAGAAAAAAGAGAUGUUUUCUUUCAAGGGUUGAUUGAGCAACUUAGGAAUAGUAAAGGGACUGAAAGUGGAAAUAAGAGGAAGACGAUGAUUGAAGUAUUAUUAGCCUUGCAAGAAUCCGAACCUGAAUAUUAUACUGAUGCUAUGAUUCGAAGCUUUGUGCUGGCUUUACUAGCAGCUGGAAGUGAUACAUCAGCCACAACUAUGGAAUGGGUUAUGUCACUUUUGCUAAACCACCCACAAGUUCUAAAAAAGGCACAGGACGAAAUCGAUAGAGUCGUUGGCAACAAUCGUCUUGUUGAUGAAACAGACAUGGCUAAUUUACCUUACCUUCGUUGUAUCAUAAAUGAGACACUACGAUUAAAUCCGGCGGGCCCGUUACUAGUUCCACACGAGGCGUCAAAGGAUUGUGUUGUUGGUGGCUAUAACAUCCCAAGCGGGACGAUGCUACUUGUCAAUCUAUGGGCCAUACAUCAUGAUCCGAUGGUUUGGACCGACCCUGAAAUCUUUAAACCGGAAAGGUUUGAAGGGCUGGAUGGGACCCGAGAUGGAUUUAAGCUAAUGCCAUUUGGGUCAGGACGGAGGAGUUGUCCUGGAGAAGGGUUGGCGGUCCGUGUGGUUGGGAUGACUUUAGGUUCACUUAUCCAAUGUUUUAAUUGGGAACGGAUGAGUCAAGAAUUGGUCGAUAUGACUGAAGGUACGGCGGUCACUAUGCCUAAGGCUAUACCGUUGAUCGCCAAGUAUAAACCGAGGCCAGAGAUGAUGAAUCUGUUGUCCCAACUUUAAGUUAAAUGGAGGACACUCAUCUUUUUGUUCCAAAACAAAAUUGGUGAUGAUUCAUGUUUCACUGUUUCCAGCCUUUGUGGUGUUUUAUUGGAUUACAAAUACAAAUAUAUGUAUGAUUUUAUA